CAUAUGUGUCGUUGUCUCAGCAGAUGGCACCACCUAGUCCCAGCAACAGCACGCCUAACAGCAGCAGUGGGAGCAAUGGAAAUGACCAGCUGAGCAAAACCAACCUCUACAUCCGGGGUUUGCAGCCGGGCACUACUGACCAGGACCUUGUCAAGUUGUGUCAGUCAUAUGGCAAGAUUGUCUCCACUAAGGCCAUAUUGGACAAGACCACAAACAAAUGCAAAGGCUAUGGCUUUGUGGACUUCGACAGUCCUUCGGCCGCACAGAAGGCCGUAACAGCACUGAAAGCCAGCGGCGUCCAGGCACAGAUGGCAAAGCAACAGGAGCAGGACCCUACAAAUUUAUACAUAUCAAACCUCCCGCUGUCAAUGGAUGAGCAAGAACUGGAGGGAAUGCUGAAGCCCUUUGGCCAAGUUAUCUCCACUCGAAUCCUUCGAGACACCAGUGGGACCAGCAGAGGGGUUGGCUUUGCAAGGAUGGAAUCCACAGAGAAGUGUGAAGCCAUCAUCACCCACUUUAAUGGAAAAUAUAUUAAGACACCCCCCGGAGUACCAGCUCCAUCAGAUCCGUUGCUUUGCAAAUUUGCUGACGGUGGUCCAAAGAAACGACAGAACCAAGGAAAAUUUGUGCCAAAUGGACGGGCCUGGCCAAGGAAUGGAGACAUGGGUGGUAUGGCCUUGACCUAUGACCCCUCCACAGCUCUUCAGAAUGGGUUUUACCCAGGUCCUUACAGCAUCACUCCCAACAGGAUGCUCACGCAGUCUGCACUCUCCCCCUAUCUCCCAUCUCCCGUGUCUUCGUACCAGAGAGAGGAAGGGAGAGGGAGAAACAUCGAUGUGAAAGAGAAAUAUCGAUCGACUGCCUCCUGCCAGCACCCCAGACUGGGCAUCAAGCCGGCAACCUGGAGAGUAACUCAGACAUCGCCUCUACAAGCACCGAACCCGUCGUGGCUGCACCACCAGUCAUACCUCAUACAGCCUUCAGGUUCAGUUCUGACCCCAGGGAUGGACCACCCCCUUUCUCUCCAGCCUGCCUCCAUGAUGGGACCUCUUACCCAGCAACUGGGCCACCUCUCCCUCAGCACCACGGGCGCGUACAUGCCAACUGCGGCCGCCAUGCAAGGAGCUUACAUCUCCCAGUACACCCCAGUGCCUUCUUCCAACGUGUCAGUUGAGGAGAACAGCGGCCAGCAAAAUCAGGUGACUAUGGAUGCUCCCUCAGACCACGGGGUCUAUUCUUUCCAGUUCAACAAGUAACAGUGGACUCCCCUCCCCGUCUUUGUUGAAUCCAAAUGAAUUCUUGGAGAUGCUGAUGCUCCCAGACUCCAGAGGGCUAACCAGGAAUACAGAUCAUCUGUGGGCCCCGCUAAGACCUACCACUUGGCCUUCGUUUCUCACCGGCCUGGGCCUGAGAAAGAAAUCUCAGCACUCGUGUCCUCUGCUCUUCCUCCAUUCCUGAAGGAGCCUCGGGAACCAGGGAACCAGGGAACCGGCACUUUGUGUGUGUGCUACAUUCAAAGGAAUCAAAACAACCUUUUUUUCUUUCUUUUGCAAAUAAAGUUUUAUGUGUUGUUUUGUUUUUUAAAAACUGCGAUAUGCAAUUCCCCUAUCCUAAAGAGACAUGGUGCCUGGAACUUCUUAUCUUUAUGAAAAACACUUUUUGAUGUGUUGAACUUAUCUGAGAAGGCUUUUAAACUUUUUUUUGUUAUUUUUUUUUCUCUUAAAAAAAAGGAAAAAAGAAAGGAGUGGUGCUAAAACGUUGAAGGAUUCCUACUGUGGGCCCUUCUUACUGAGUUUAGUUAUGGACUUAUUUUGGUCUAAGAAAAUAUGCAGUUUUAAAUUUUUGCUUUAUAAAGCUCGUAACUCACA
Messenger RNA from Myotis brandtii (Brandt's bat), 1868 nucleotides. RefSeq names its product RNA binding motif, single stranded interacting protein 2 (gene RBMS2). The record is from RefSeq and is a predicted model, not a curated record. Gene Ontology annotation, molecular function: poly(A) binding; mRNA 3'-UTR binding; poly(U) RNA binding. Gene Ontology annotation, cellular component: cytosol; nucleus; ribonucleoprotein complex. Lineage: Eukaryota; Metazoa; Chordata; Mammalia; Chiroptera; Vespertilionidae. The transcript is spliced from 14 exons. Bases 24 to 1256 code for a protein of 410 amino acids.